AUGGCACCUCUUAUCCGAGUAAUCGGUUCACUCAACGCGGACAUGGUCUCAGUAACUCCCCACUUCCCUGAGGCAGGCGAGACGAUCACAGCGACUUCAUUUACGACGAGCGCAGGAGGCAAAGGUGCUAAUCAAGCCGUGGCCUGUGGCCGAUUGUCCCGAUCAAAACCUACCGAGACGCAAUCGUCGAAUUCGAACAAUCCAGUCAAUGUUGAGAUGGUCGGCGCAGUCGGUAGUCGUGACGCAUAUUUCCAAUCGCUACUAGGACCGACGCUAGAGAAAUCCGGACUAGAUACAUCGCGAAUUAGGACGGUAGAUCAUUACACUGGUGUGGCGGUGAUUGUGGUGGAUUCGUCGGCUGGUGGUGAGAAUCGCAUCUUGUUCUCACCUGGAGCCAAUUAUACAGGCAUGCAACCAAUUUCAGAAGUCCUCGGCAUGGGUCUAGCACCCCCAAUUCCCGACGUCAUUGUAAUGCAGGGAGAAAUACCAACUGAGACAACCAUUUGUAUUCUACGAGAGAUAGCGAAAUACAAGAAGAAUCAGAGGGGAAAGGGACUAAAUGGGAUUGAUGCGGGACCAGAAGUCAUGUUCAACCCGGCCCCAGCACCACCUGGUGGCUUACCUGAGGAUGUAUAUAUGGCCAUUGAUCAUCUGAUCAUGAACGAAACGGAGGCUGAAUUAAUGGCACCCAAGACCGAAGAACUGCUACGGGUUAUUCCCAGUGCCAAGGGUGCAAGUCUACGAGAACAGAUAGCGCAGUAUUUCCACAAAUUGGGGGUGACAUACGUGGUGAUCACGCUUGGAGCAAAGGGGGUUUGGUACAGUGCUUGCGACGCCGGCACAGCGAUAGCUGCGGACAACGAAAGGCGGUUUACGAAUGAGAUUCCAGCCGCAAAAGUGUCCCAGGUUCUAGAUACCACGGCAGCAGGCGAUACGUUCAUUGGCGGCUACGCAACACAUAUAGCUCGGUGGCGAGAACAGCGACGUGCACAAGGCAAGUCGAACAAUGAGCUUGAGCAAUACGAGAAGAAAGAACGGUAUCAAACCGUGAUGGACGAGGCUAUGAAACGCGCGGGACGGGCAUCUGCGCGUUGUGUGGAAAGGCAGGGUGCAAUGGACAGCAUUCCAUGGGAGGAUGAGAUCUAG
Talaromyces marneffei is the source of this 1146-nucleotide messenger RNA. RefSeq lists its product as uncharacterized. Lineage: Eukaryota; Fungi; Ascomycota; Eurotiomycetes; Eurotiales; Trichocomaceae. The record is from RefSeq and is a predicted model, not a curated record. The transcript has a single exon. Gene Ontology annotation, biological process: D-ribose metabolic process. Bases 1 to 1146 code for a protein of 381 amino acids. Gene Ontology annotation, molecular function: ribokinase activity.